AGUCGCCGCCCCGUCAAUUGGCGUCCGAUAGUUGCUUCCUUGCCCCGCCGGCGGUAUACCGCGACGCGCAGACGCUCCGACGCGACGGCAACGACGCUCCGACGCGACGGUAACGACGCGUCGGCUCCGACGCAGCGGUGGCGACGGUGUUCGGCGGUAGUGACCGACGACGCGUCGGCCGUGACGGGCGGACACGCCAGGCCAGAACGGACACUGCUAUCCGACGCGUUGGUACAGAGAAAGUGUGAGGAGAGUAGCGAGUGGUUUGUAGCGACCUGAAGUCCGUAGCGGAAUGGUGAUUCUAGUGUCGUGAUUUGAGCUAAGCGUGAUGCAGAUGCUGAAGUGAGAAGUGUCUACUUUUCGACAUUUCGCGUGCCGCAUGGUGACAGAGUGACAUGAACUAGCGACAGAGUGAUGAAUGGUGACAGAUCAGCCGGAGUAGCCGUCCAGUACUGAAGUCGCUGGGAGAAUGGUCGCAGUGUCACUGUCUGGCAAAGUUUGACGCCAAAGAGUUUGUUAAUUAGACGUUAUCGCCACAAACUUUGGUAAUAAGACGUAAACAGCCAUCACAAUGCUGAGAUCGUCGAAAAUCAGCAAGGCCUUCCCGAAUCAGAAUCGAUGACGGCAUUGAUUGCCGUAUCAGCAACCUUUCGGUAACGGAUUUCGUGAUCCUAUUGGAAACCAUUUCGGAGGUCCCGUCGGCGGCCGCUCCGGUGACAUAGCCGUCCAACGACUGGUGACCUGGGGUGACCUGCGGUGACCUCAGCGUUGACCUGCGUUGACCUCAGCAGUGACCUCAGCGGUCCCCCACCUCUCCACUAUGACCGUGUCCUACCAGAACGAGGUGGCGUCCUCCACGAGCGGCGGGUUCACGCGUCUCCUCCUCAAGUGGCGCGGCUCGCUCUACAAGCUCAUCUACCGCGAGCUGGCGCUGUUCUGUCUGGCCUACGCGUCCGUCAGUUUGGUCUACUUCAAACUGCUCACCGAGGACCAGCAGCGGGUGUUUGAGCAGAUCCGCGACUACUGCAACCAGUUCAUCAGCCUCAUCCCGCUGUCGUUCGUCCUCGGCUUCUACGUCACCUUCGUGGCCCAGCGCUGGUGGCAGCAGUACACGGCCAUACCGUGGCCCGACAAAAUUCUGCACGCCAUUGCGCUGUACGUGCGCGGAGCCGACGAGAACUCUCGGAUGAUCCGGCGGACGAUGGUGCGGUACCUGAACCUGUCGUUGAUCCUGCUGCUGCGUUCCAUCUCCUCGGCGGUGAAACGGCGGCUGCCCACCCUGGACCACCUGGUGGAGUCAGGCUUCAUGACGGCUCAGGAGUUGGAGGAAUUCACCAGCGUGCCGCGGAAGGAGUUCAACACGUACUGGAUCCCGUGCUGCUGGUUCGUCUCCCUGCUGAGGGAGGCUCGCACCACCAAUCACGUGGUCGACUCGAUGGGACUCAAACUCAUCGUCGAGACGUUUAACGAGUACCGCGCCAACUGCGGCUUGUUGUGGAGUUACGACUGGGUCAGCAUUCCUCUGGUUUACACCCAGGUGGUCACCAUCGCCACCUACACGUUCUUCGUGGCCUGCCUGGUGGGUCGCCAGCAGGAGAUCAUCCAGCUGGCCGACAGCGAGGGGAAGCCGGCCGUCCAGCUAGACCUCUACCUGCCGUUCUUCACCAUCCUGCAGUUCCUCUUCUACAUGGGCCUGCUGAAGGUUGCGGAGCAGUUAAUCAAUCCUUUCGGCGACGACGACGAAGAUUUCGAGCUCAACUGGAUCAUUGACAGACACGUCAAGGUGUCGUACCUGAUCGUGGACACACUCAACAUCCGGCGGCCGCCUCUGGUGAAGGACAUGUACUUUGACGAUCCGGGACUCACGCUGCCCUACACAGAGGCAUCCGUGCAGUACAAGAUUCCCACCUACCGCGGCUCCGUGGACAAUAUGAAGGUGCCAGUGAAGGAGCACACUAUGGUGCUGCCGGAGAUAAAAGAGGAGCAAGAUGACGACGAGAGCGAGAACUUCUUCGGCUCCACUUCGCUGGGUAGCAUCGCCGCAGAGAACGGCCUCAUCGAUGGUCGUGACCCGCGCGUGGGCGCCAUGAGUGUGCCCGACGAGGCGCUGCUGGCCAGCAGAAACCACGCGUCACCGAACGGCGGCCGCGUCCGUCCCAAGAACCGAUCCGAGUCCGCAGGUAGCUGUGGAUCAGUGUUCCGCCGACCACUGGAUCACUCGAGCGCGGAGGCUACUCCGCAAGCUGACCGGACUGCCACCUGGCGGCCCAAACUAGACACUCAGUUUUCGGUGACGUCCAGUGGUGUCUCUGACGACGCGGCGCUGCGCCGCGCGGCCGACGGGGAGGGUGUCGUCACCCGUCACCCUUCGCUGUCGUUCCAGACUCGGAUGGACCGCCAGCUACCGAAGCGCUCCUCGACUCACUCGGGUCACCUGAUCCCGGCGCGGUGGCGGCGCCGGAAGAAAGCAGAGGUCAUCUGGCACCCGUACGUGCCUCCUGCCACCAGCGACCAGAGCCUGACCGACAGCGGACGACCCGAGGUCACCUGCCUCAUCUCUGAGCUCGACGAGAGACGCACGACUGACGCCUCUCCCCAGGGCAGCCAACAUCGGUUCUCCGUUCCAAGUGUGUUCGUCCAGGCGCCCAGUUUCCGACGCGAGUCGCCGGGCGGCUCUCGGAGUCGCAAGACGUGGGCGGACGCGGCUCCCUUUAGCCGCUCCUGGGACGACCGAAACGGCUGCUGGACAGACCUGAGUCCCAGUCCAACGGAGUGCGUCCAUGAGCCGACGCCGGCCGACCACAGCCCGGCGCUCACCGACCCCGGCCCCCUGUUCACCGAUAGGGGACUGUCCGACCCGGGCCCAAGUCUGGCGCGGUCCGGGUCUGCCGCCCAACUUUUGCACCACAUCCCAGUCGAACUAGACCCUUGCGACACGGACGGGGAGCUCUUCGCCUCGGCUCACCAGCUGGAGGACACCUCCUGCGCUGAGGCGUCUGAUGAGGACCAGUUUCCUCUCCAUCCCCUCCCAGCAGUCAGCAGCCUACCGGACUUUCAGCGAGUGGCACAGUCGGGAUCAGCCACCUCCAGUCUCGAGCGGAAGCACAGUCUGCCCGCCUCGGCCAACAAGCGCGUCCAGAUCCUCGAGCCGAGUGAAGUCGAACAGCUGGCACACCGAGCGGUAGCGGCGACGGCGGCGACGGCGGCGACGUCAGCGACGAGCAGUGAAACUCCGACGGCGUCUACAGGAACUCGGGACACCACGCUGGGCACGGCAGGGACGCAGGAGUCCCCAACGGCCUCAGGACCCAGGGAACCUCAGACGCCUGAAUCACCUGGAACAUCAGAGCCCUCAGGACCGCCCUUAGGGACGUCAAGACCCUCAGGAGCGCCAGAGUCAGGGUCAUCAGGAGCACGAGGUUUUUCGGGGAGGCCGGGCUCGUCUGGGGCGUUUUGGUCAUUAGGGACACAGGGCCCUUCAGAAGUUCAAGGGCCCUCAGGAACGCCAGGACACACAGGGGCCUCCGGGCCUUCAAGUCUGGGGACACAAGGGCCCGUAGGAGCACCAGGACCCCCGGGGGCACAAGAACCCUGCGGAGCGCCGGGGCCCCCGGCUCGGACGGCCAGUCUAGGCGCGGGGGAGCCACCUGGACCACCGUCCGCCUCUGUGUCUCCCAGUCUUCGGAGGAUCGAGGCGCAGCGGGGAACGCGGAGAAAACGCCAGUAGCGGGACGAGACCCGACAGUCCGGAGCCGGGCUCGGACCGCGCGCGCGCUUGUUUUGUGUGAUAUGCCGUCAGGGCUGUCCUCCAGUUAGCUGGGGUCCGGUGGACUCUCACCAGCGCCAGAGUCGUGGUGAUAGACGAGACUAGACUCCAGCUGGACAUGUCCAGUGGAUAAACUGUGCGAGCGGUAGGAGUCAAAGGCUUGCUGUGCUUCAUAUAUGCCUGCAUGUGUUGCUACGUUUGUCUUUCAGUUAUAUCCGUUCGCGCCCGAUUCCGUGUAUCGAUAUUGUGAAACAUCCCUUUUGAGUUUGGUGAAAUGGAGAAUAACAAGGAGCCGCCUAUAAAAUAGAGGUCAUGCGUGACAUAGUUAAUCCCGAAAGGCGGCUUCUUCAUUCGGCGCAACCGGGCACGACGCGUGAAAGUGUGUGGAGAACGGGAAAGGAGAGUCCCGCAUCGACUAGGCUCCAUCUGUGUUAUCGCUGUCAUUAUGUUGACGAAGUCAUAGGACCGAUAUCGUAAUGUCCGUUGCUGUGCAUUUUGUAGCACCAUUUCAUUGUGAGGAUGCCGACUCUAUGGUGUAUCUCACCGUUUCAUAUGUUCGGCAUUGAUUUUGACGCACCUAGUGAUUGCAGUGUGGUGUGACCGAGUGUACACCAAAAAGGCUGAUUAUAUACCAAAUAUACCGAGUAUCCACCAAAA
Messenger RNA from Amphibalanus amphitrite, 4423 nucleotides. RefSeq names its product bestrophin-4-like. The transcript is spliced from 11 exons. The coding region runs from base 821 to 3727 and encodes 968 amino acids. Gene Ontology annotation, molecular function: chloride channel activity. NCBI's taxonomy places the organism in Eukaryota, Metazoa, Arthropoda, Thecostraca, Balanomorpha, Balanidae. The record is from RefSeq and is a predicted model, not a curated record.